Molecule: messenger RNA, 1956 nt
Organism: Choloepus didactylus (southern two-toed sloth)
Lineage: Eukaryota; Metazoa; Chordata; Mammalia; Pilosa; Megalonychidae
Product: zinc finger protein 596-like
Exons: 8
Coding region: 330-1841 (503 amino acids)
Biological process (GO): regulation of DNA-templated transcription
Source: RefSeq, a predicted model, not a curated record
CCCCGGAGGAGGGAACCACGGCGGAGGCACCCAAGGAGAAGGCACCCACGGAGGAGGCGCCCACAGCUCUGAGAGUAUUCGGGCAGCAUCCAUGUGUGUUCAACAUUGUUCCAGAUGGCAUUAGUGGGAUCCCCUGCAAGAAGAUUGAAGUGAAGCUCCAAGGCAUGUGGAGGACAAGGUUUGGAUGUACCUCAUUUCACAGCGGACAUCUUGAAAAGAAAAAUUUGGAUACAGUGGACUGUGAGAUAAGUUUGUGUUUGCUCACCUAGUGCUUAUCUGGUUGUGAGUGAAAACCCAGAGGAAGACAGUUGUCAGCUGAGUUUUUGACAAUGCAGCCACUGGAGUUAGUGAACUUGAAAGAUGUAGUUAUAGACUUCACCCAGGAAGAGUGGGCCCUGCUGGACACUUCCCAGAGAAAGCUGUUCAGAGAUGUGAUGCUGGAGAAUAUCAGUCAUCUGCUCUCAGUCGGACAUCAGGUCUGCAAAUCAGAUGUAUCUUCUCAGUUGGAUCAAGGAGAGGAACUGUGGAAAGACAGAAUUGUAUUUUUCCAAAGCCAGGAUUCAGGCAAAGAAACUGGUCUUAAAAAAUACAACAUGCUAUCUAUGCAACAUAUCUGCAGGAAGGACACAUCUAACAUCAUGUCAUUGAAGCAGAAUUCUCAAAAGAAUGUUAUUGUAUGUAGUGAAUUGCCAGAAGAUUUUACUCACAAUUCCAGAGUGACUCAUCAUGUGUUAACUUAUAAGGGAAAGAAACCCUACUUCAGCAGUCUAUUUGGAAAAGCCCUCUGUGACCAGUCAUCUUUUAAUCAACGAAAGCAUUUUCACACUAGAAGUAAGUCAUAUGAAUGGCAUCUAAUUAGUAAAUCCUUUAUUCAAAGCUCUGACCUUACACAUUCCAAUGGAACUCACACUGGAGAGAAACCCUAUGAAUAUCAUCUAGGUGAGAAAGCCUUUACUCAAUAUUCUGCCCUCAGAGAACAUGAAAGAACUCACACUGGGGAAAAACCUUAUGAAUGUCAUCUUUGUGGGAAAGCCUUCACUCGAUGUUCUGCCCUCAGAGAACAUGAAAGAACUCACACUGGAGAGAAACCUUAUGAAUGUCAUCUGUGUGGGAAAGCCUUCAUUCGAUGUUCUGCCCUUAAAGAACAUGAGAGAACUCACACCGGAGAGAAACCUUAUCAAUGUCAUCUAUGUGGGAAGGUCUUCACCAAUUAUUCUAACCUUAGAAGACAUGAGAAGACUCACACUGCAGAGAAACCCUUAAAAUGUCUUUUGUGUGGGAAAGCUUUCACUCAGUGUGUUCACCUGAGACAACUUGAGAGAACUCAUAUUGGAGAGAAACCUUAUAAAUGUCAUCUAUGUGGGAAAGCCUUCACUCUUUGUUCUUAUCUUAAAAUACAUGAGAGAGUUCAUGCUGGAGAGAAACCUUAUCAAUGUCAUCUAUGUGGGAAGGUCUUUACCCAUUAUUUUAACCUUAGAAGACAUGAGAGGACCCACACUGGAGAGAAACCCUAUGAAUGUCUUUUGUGUGGGAAAGCUUUCAUUCAGUGUGUUCACUUGAGACAACAUGAGAGAACUCACACUGGAGAGAAACCUUAUGAAUGUCAUCUAUGUGGGAAAGCCUUCACUAGAUGUUCUGACCUGAGAGAACAUGAGAGAACUCAUACUGGAGAGAAACCUUAUCCAUGUCAUCUAUGCGGGAAAGCCUUCAACCAUUAUUCUAACCUUAGAAGACAUGAGAUGAUUCACAGUGGAGAGAAACCUUAUGAAUGUCAUCUAUGUGGGAAAGCCUUCAAUAGAGUUUCUAACCUUAGUGCACAUGAGAGAAUUCACAAUGUUUAGAAACCCUAUUAAUGUCUUUUAUGUGGGAAAGCAUUCACCCAUUAUUCUAGCCUUUGACAACAUGAGAGAACUCACACUGGAGAGAAACCUUAUAAAUUUAUCUAUGUGGAAAAGC